UAUUUAUUUCCAUGGAAACUACAACACAAUAACACUAUUCGAUAGAGCAAAGUCUCAGCUACAAACAGUAUUUUUCAGUGUAGUCACCAUCAUUAGCUAUGCAUUUGUGCUAAUAAAAAUCUACAUGGCCAUCCGGAAUGUGGCUUGACUUUCAUGUUGCUGUCACCAAAGGGACAUCAGAAUUAAACAUGAGGAAAAAGAAAGUAAUUUCCCUGAAUGAAAAUAGGUAGACAAAGCUCAACUGAACUGUGGGAGUAUAAACCAUGCUAAGGAGACAACAUGAUAUUAGUAUUCAGCAGGUCCCCGACUAUUCACUGACAGUGCUAUGUUUCAGUGUGGUGUCCCCCUGCUGAAUUAUUAAGAAACCAAGGAUAUUUCUGUAGGUUAUUCUUUUACAUUCUUUGUAUAAUACUGUAGAAUUUUUGAAGAAGAGGGAAUUGAUGAUCUGAGAUACACAUUCUAACAUUCAGCUGAAAUAAAUAGAAAGUGGCAUAAAAAAAAAGACAAUGAAGUCAUAAAGCAGAAAAUGAAAGUGGUAAGUGUAAAAGCGUACACAAGGGGGAAAACCUUAAAAACCAAAAAAUGAUGAAAGAAAACUUCUCCCACAGAAUAAUUAAAUUUCAAGAUUUUGAAGAAACAGGAGCCUAUGAAAGACCUUCAAAGCAAUCCAGCCUAUCACUUUGGAUUUAUGCAGGAAAGGAGAAGCAUAGCAGCUUAUCUUUAUCAUGUACACUUUUGGCUUGAUACAAAUUGGCCUCAUUCUGUUGUGCACCAUCACCAUCUCAAGUCUUAACUGUAAUCACCUUCCUUUACAGCAAAGAAAAUUGACUGAAAACAGCCUGCAACUUUUGGACAAAAUGGGCAAAAAGUUUCCUCAACAGUGUCUAAGAGAGAAAAUGUCCUUCAGAUUUCCUGAGCAGGUUCUAAAACCCAGACAGAAAGAAACUGUUAAAGUAGCCAUUGAAGAAAUCUUGCAACACAUCUUCUAUAUCUUUAGCAAAAAUCUGACUCUAGCUGCUUGGGAUGGGGCAGCUCUAGAACAGUUCCAAAAUGGACUCUGUCAGCAAAUUGAGCAAUUGGAGGCAUGUGUAAUCAAGAAACAGACUCAAUAUUUUUGGAGUAAAGAAGUCAACAGGCUGAAACUGAAAAAGUAUUUCCAAAAGAUAGACUCUUUUCUUAAAGAGAAACAACACAACCUGUGCUCCUGGGAGAUCAGCCGUGCAGAAAUGAGGAGAUGUCUUCAAUUGAUUGAUAAAGUCAUAAGGAAGCUUUACAACUAAGGAUAUACAUACUCACCUCUCUGCCAGUCAUGGAUGCAAGUUAAAGGAAAUGAUGACAGCUAUAGGUAUCAGGUCUGAAGCUGAAAUACCAGAAAGAAAACCUGCUAACAACUCUACCAAGAUCCAGCACAACCAGAAAGACAAAAGGGGGAGAUCCCACCAAAAAAACCUACAUCUGAAAGAGAAUUUCUCGUGCUUUGUAACUAACAGCACUUGGAAUAGUUCCACAGCCGUUCUGUUAGAAAUCUGAUUUCCACUGCUGUUUGUUUUUUUGCACUUCU
Numida meleagris (helmeted guineafowl) is the source of this 1561-nucleotide messenger RNA. RefSeq names its product interferon kappa-like. Gene Ontology annotation, molecular function: type I interferon receptor binding; cytokine activity. NCBI's taxonomy places the organism in Eukaryota, Metazoa, Chordata, Aves, Galliformes, Numididae. Gene Ontology annotation, cellular component: extracellular region. Gene Ontology annotation, biological process: positive regulation of peptidyl-serine phosphorylation of STAT protein; response to exogenous dsRNA; T cell activation involved in immune response. The record is from RefSeq and is a predicted model, not a curated record. The transcript has 2 exons. Bases 726 to 1280 code for a protein of 184 amino acids.